CAAUAAUAUUAAUAAUAAUAACAAUAAUUAUUGUUGUAUUUACUGUAGAUUUGCAUGAUGUACCGGAGUUUGAUGUGUCUUCUUCUUCUACCCGUAAUAAUGGUGUUGUGCAAGACACGGAUAGUGCAGGUGUCCAGUAUUCGGUCUGGUCGUCAAAAACAGGCAGUCCUUAAACUUGACAACUUCAGGCAGGUGUACGCUAAUGGUGGGCAGGUGCCAUGCAAUACGCAGGUGCUGAUGCCUCCUGAUUCUGCCGCGACGUUCACCUCGCCUGAUUUCCCUCGGGGAUGUGGUUGGGUGUUUUCCGCUCUUGACGCCAACACGCAAGUCGCCAUUUCUUGCACGGAGUUCCGCUUGGGAGAAAAAAUUGGCGGGGCUUGUGUCUCUGGCGCCCUUAUCGUCUUCGUCGGCGCCGGUCAUCAUUUAUUCUGCGGUCUUUCCGGACCCCAAAGCGUAUCCGCAGAAAACGGAGUUCUUCGCGUUUUCUACAACCCAGAUUUCUCCAGCAAUUCGGGGAAAUUCAACUGUAUUGUCACUUCUGGAUCGCCGACGUCCGUAUCUACACCAGUUACUAGUCCUAUCAGCGAUACGUCUACUCGUGCUACAGAUACUCCACCUAUUUCUACUGCUGCAUCUACUUCUCUGACAACUACUUCAUCAACCUUUACUGUGACUGACACUUCAUCUAAUCCUAACGUCACUGACACUUUAUCUACAUCAACUUUUAUAGGGGCUAAUACCUCCAUUAGUGAUGCAAGUGCUGAUACUCCGUCUACUUUUGCUCUUGUUACUGAUAUUUUCCCUAAUCUUACUAUUGUAUAUACCUCAUCCACUUCAGUUGUUCCUGACACUCCAACUACAUCUACUGUUACUAACGCUUCAUCUACUAACGUUACUUACACAUCUACUACUAUUACUGACACUCCAUCUACUUCUACUGUUACUGACACUUCAUCUACUGUUACUGACACAUCUACUCCUACUGUUACUGACACUAUUAUUGUUACUGACACUUCAUCUACUAACGUUACUUACACAUCUACUCCUACUGUUACUGACACUUCAUCUAUUAACAUUACUGACACAUCUUCUUCUACUGUUACUGACACUUCUACUAACGUUACUGACACAUCUUCUUCUACUGUUACUGACACUUCGUCCACUAACGUUACUUACACAUCUACUCCUACUGUUACUGACACUUCAUCUACUAACAUUACUGACACAUCUACUUCUACUGUUACUGACACUUCAUCUACUAGCAUUACUGACACAUCUACUUCUACUGUUACUGACACUUCGUCUACUAACGUUACUGACACAUCUACUUCUACUGUUACUGACACUUCGUCUACUAACGUUACUGAUACAUCUACUGCUACUGUUACUGACACUUCGUCUACUAACGUUACUGAUACAUCUACUCCUACUGUUACUGACACUUCCUCUACUAACGUUACUGACACAUCUACUUCUACUGUUACUGACACUUCGUCUACUAACGUUACUGAUACAUCUACUCCUACUGUUACUGACACUUCCUCUACUAACGUUACUGACACUUCGUCUACUAACGUUACUGAUACAUCUACUUCUACCGUUACUGACACUUCGUCUACUAAUGUUACUGACACAUCUACUUCUACUGUUACUGACACUUCUACUAACGUUACUGAUACAUCUACUUCUACCGUUACUGACACUUCGUCUACUAACGUUACUUACACAUCUACUCCUACUGUUACUGACACUUCGUCUACUAGCGUUACUGACACAUCUACUUCUACUGUUACUGACACUUCGUCUACUAACGUUACUGACACAUCUACUUCUACUGUUACUGACACUUCUACUAACGUUACUGACACAUCUACUUCUACUGUUACUGACACUUCGUCUACUAACGUUACUGAUACAUCUACUUCUACUGUUACUGACACUUCAUCUACUAACGUUACUGACACAUCUACUUCUACUGUUACUGACAUUUUAUCUACUCUUCUUGUUACUGACACUUCAUCUACUUCCACUGAUACUGACACGUCAUCUUUUAUUGCUACUGACACUUCAUCUACUCUUCGAUUUACUGACACAUCUUCUACUGUUACUGACACUCCUACUUCCACUCUUACUGAUACUCCAUCUCAUGAUACUGACACUUCAUCUACUAACAUUACUUACACAUCUACUGUUACCGACAUUCCAUCUACUUCUACUGUUAUUGACACUUCAUCUCCUCUUCCUGUUACUAACACUCCACCUUCCACUGUUACUGACACUCCAUCUACUACUGUUACUGACAUUCAAACUACUACUGUUACUAACACUACACUCCUACUUUCCACUGUUACUAACACUUCAUCUACCACUGUUACUGACAAUUCAUAUACUUCCACUGUUACUACUGUUAUUGACAUUCCAAUUACUACUGUUACUAACACUACACUCUUACCUUCCACUGUUACUAACACUUUGUCAUUUUCUACUGUUAAUGACAACUCAUCAUCUACCACUGUUACUGACAAAGCAUCUACUGUUACUGACACUGCAUCUACUUCUGUUACUGACACUGCAUCUACUACUGUUACUGACAUUUCAACUACUGUUACUAACACUCCACAUUCCACUGUUACUCCAUCUACUUCUAUUGUUACUGACACUUCAUUUAGUUCUACUGUUACUGACACAUCAUCUACUUUUACUGAAACUUUAUCUACUACUGUUACUAACACUCAAUCUACUCCUGUUACUGACACUUCACCUACCACCAUUAACAAUACCACUUAUGCUCUCACUACUGCUAACAUCACAUUAAGCAAAUCUACCAUCAAUGUUACAUACACUUCAUUUACUUCUGAGUUAAUUUAUACUUCAACAACUGCUGACACCACCCUCGGCCAGAGAACAUGCAAAUGCGGUGUUAGGGGGAGCUCAUCUAAUCAGAGGGUGUCCGGAGGAGAAUCUGCUGGUCUGCACGAGUUUCCUUGGCACGCCGCUAUUGUUGUCAAGGACACGAUAAUUAUUUUCUGCGGCGGCGCUUUGAUCAGUGACAGAAUCGUGGUGACAUCAGCCUCGUGCAUAGUUGGAAUCUAUUUAGGAACUCUGGAAAUCCUACUGGGCGAACACAACAUCAAUACGAACCUAGACACCACAGCGACGGUGAGACGCCGCGUCAGCGCCUUCGUCACCCACCCAGACUAUAACCCUACGACGCGAGUGAACAACUUGGCCUUGUUACACUUAGAUGUUCCUUUAGAUCUCUUUGUUAGCACUGCUAUUCAGCCCGUCUGUCUCCCUGAGCCGACCGACCUGUUCGAGGAAGUUCGAGCCACCGUCACCGGAUGGGGAAGCCUCUCCACUCUACCAAUGCAUCCCUUCAUUCUGCAAAAACUGGAGAUGACAACCUUAAAAAGCUCAGACUGUGCCGCAAAAUUUUCAAGCAUCGUGACUGACAGAAUAAUCUGUGCCACCGCCGAGAAGAAGGGCCUGUGUCUGGGUGAUAACGGAGGCCCUUUGGUGGCUCAAGCGGGUGACCAGUGGGUCCUUGUAGGGAUUGCAUCCAUCAUCGGAACAUCCUGUCAUACUGGGCCCAUUACCUUCACCAGGAUAACCAGUUACUUACAAUGGAUAGUAGAGCAGAAUAGCAACGCAACUACCUGUGAAUAAUGAAAACGGCGUCAAGAGGGUGACGGCGUUUUAUGCUGUAAUUAUAAGCACUGAAGACAUUGUGGGCAUGGCAAAGGAAUACAUUUUGUAUGUGUUUGUAAUGUUUUGGUGUGUGUUUUGAACAGUCUUCAGAUGGUUUUAAUUGUUGCAGGAACAAGCUGUGAAAACAGUCUGUUGAAAGAGGAUCAACAGCAACAAUAAUAACAACAGUAACAAUAAUGAUAAUAUUGAUAACAACAGUGGUAAAAAAAAAAUAAUAAUAAUAAUAUAAACAACAACAAUAGUAAUAAUCAGUGGCGUGAUGGCCGGGGGGGCCGGAGGGGCACGGGCCCCCCCAGCGACCAGGAGUCAAGGGGCGCCUUCACCCAACACCUUUAACCAAGGGGCGCCAAAAGCCUUCCAAAACAAAAUGUAAACAAGAUGACAA
This is a messenger RNA of Penaeus chinensis, 4093 nucleotides long. Its product is annotated as mucin-2-like. The transcript has 12 exons. The coding region runs from base 55 to 3666 and encodes 1203 amino acids. NCBI's taxonomy places the organism in Eukaryota, Metazoa, Arthropoda, Malacostraca, Decapoda, Penaeidae. Gene Ontology annotation, biological process: proteolysis. The record is from RefSeq and is a predicted model, not a curated record. Gene Ontology annotation, molecular function: serine-type endopeptidase activity.